AUGCCCUGCUCAAACGAACCAACACCAGCUUUAGAAUGUCAAAGUUUCAAUAUGACAUCUGUCUUCGAAAGAAUAGAUCAACAAUUAGCGAAAUACAAAAGACACAAAUUAUGGAAAACAUUUUUUCAGAGCGGCAAAGGAUCAAAAGUAGCUCUUGCUACUCUGAAAGCUUAUGCACCAGCCAUCAGCUAUUUUAUCAUGGGAUUUCGUGAUUUUAAUGAAUUCGUGCUGCCGUAUGAGACACCACAAAAUGCCCUACAAACUGCAAUUAAUGAACAUGCAAAAGAAGAUUGCACUCAUUACAAACUUUUUAUCGAAGACUGA
Rotaria socialis is the source of this 324-nucleotide messenger RNA. Lineage: Eukaryota; Metazoa; Rotifera; Eurotatoria; Philodinida; Philodinidae. The record is from the annotation of a GenBank genome assembly.